AUGCUCUUGCAGGAACUCGAGCAAGCCUCUGCCAACCAGAAGGUUACUUUGUCGGUCGGCGGCAAGUCGAACGGCGAGAGCGAGACGCGCCGUCAAUCGACUGAAGCGGCGUCUCGAGAAGCGCAGUCCCCGACGCGCGACGGUCCUGGAACUUUAGGGUUGGGCGAAAGCAUCAGCGGAAGCGGGCGGAAGAGAGAGCAGGCGGAGCGGAGUCCGCUUGACGGCUUGCAGUUGGGGGCCGGGGGAGGAGGUUGCGGCGGUCAGGGAUUUUCGUUUUCCCCUGUCGGCAAUCCCGAGGGUCAUCAGAAGCGGCAGGAGACGAAUCCUGGGGGAUGCGCAGAUGGAGUGACUACGCACAAUGUGACUAAAGGCGUGGGCAGUCGAGGAGACGGUCAGUACGUCGGGAGGAGUUCACUCGGAGGGGAGGAUGCUAGGGGUGUGAUUGAAACGAGACUGCUAGGAUUCGUGCGGGAGGAGAAAGAGAAGGAACCGUCGAAGGGCGAUGAGCGCGAGAGUGAGCGGGAGGGAGGCGAGGCGGCACGGGACGGGGUUAGGAGGGGAAGAGAGGGAGGAUGGGAGGGGUGGGAGAAGCUCGUGGGGUCAGGAAAUAAGAUUUCCGCGCACGAUCAGCAACAGCAGCCGCAUCGGGAUUUUGAGACGUCUCCGAACGACAAGGAGCAGCAGCAGCAGCAGCCGCCACCAUCGCAGAACGUAUUUGGCGGCGACGCGCAUCGGCCUGUGGAGUAUCGAGUCACGGCGUGCGAGGAGGGGCGCCGCCCGCCCGCGUGGAAGCCGGCGGGUUCCGCGGGGCACUUAAAGCCCGACGACGACCUCACUCUUAAAGCGUUCCUCAAGGGCGGCAAAAGGCGCCACGGGGGGAGUGCGGUGCGCGGCGCGCAGACGUGGCAGGCGGACAAGAUUGCGGACGCGUGGCGGGUGGCGGAGGGGCUUGCGGAGAUGGAGCGCGUGCGGCGGGAGCAGGCGGGUCGGGGCGCGCAUCCCCCUUCCGGUUCUGCAAAUGCCCCGCGCGUUAUCACUACUGCGACGGCUGUAACCGCCACACCGGCAGCGGCUGGUGCCAUUCAGCGUUUUCCAUCUGCGGACGGCCACGCCGCCGACUUCUCCCCUUACGCCAGUGGAGGCGCCGCCGUGAAGGCCAAUGGCGCGCCAGGGGGUGGGAUCGCCCGGAGCGACAGCGCGCGGAAGGGCAAAGCGGCGGUUGCGGACGAGCCUUGCGGGUUUGACCGGUGCGCCAGCAGCGAUUGCACGGGCGGAUCGUCGCAGGGGGAGAGCUCAAGGUCGCGCGGAGGGGGAAGGGCGCGCAGAGAGGGUAAGAGGCGCAAGGGUUCGCGCUUGUCGGGCGGAGGGGAGCGGAAGGGGAAGGUGAAGGCUGCUGGUGCUGCUGCAGGUGAUGCUGCUAUUGGUGUUGACGUUACUGCUCCGACCGAUUUGAGCAUUGGGGGGAAGGCGUCCGCGCCAGGCGCUAAAAGCGGAGGGGGGAGGGAGAAGCGCGGAGUAGAUGCGCGCGCUGACGUGGCAGGAAAGGUCGCGGCGCAGCAGAGCGAGAAGGCGAAGCAGAUGGAGCGGAACCUCAAGGUAGCUUCCGCGCAGCUUCUCACCCUGCAGAAAUGGGACGAGGGAUCAAGAGACCUAGCAGUGCGAUGGGCUGUAUGGCUCUUGAGGCUCAUCCGCAAAUCCGCCCCCACGCCCCCCCCGCCCUCUAUCCGCCUCCUCCUCUUCUCUUCCAUCCUCAUGACUCUCCCUCGGAUAGCCGACUCUCUCCUCCCCCUCACCUCCCUCCCGGGCCUCGCCUUCUCUCCAGUGUCAGCCUCGGCAGCAGGCUCGGUGAAAGGCUCGGCAGGAGGUUCGGUGGCCGAGGCGGUGAGGCAGAUGCUGCGGAGCGUGUGUGCGCUGGUGGGGGCGGUGGAGAGGAGUCAGGUGUGCUUCUCCCCCCUGCACUGGGAGAUUCUACAGGAGCCGUUGGAUCGGUGCAGAUCGCUCCAUGCCUCUCAUCACGGUUUGGACCUCGCUCUUUCCGCACCUGCAGAAGCAGCAGCUGUUCCUGUUCCUGCUCCUGCUACUACGCCCGCAGCUGCAACUGCCAACCCGCUCGCACACCAACCAGCGCCACCCCUGAACGCGCACUCGCAACGUGCAUUUGGGUCGGCGCAGAGGAGGCGGCAGAGGGCGGUGGAGCAGCAGGCCAAGGAGCUCUGCAGCGGGCUCUUCUCCCCGUACGGGCGGCAGGCCGUGUCUGGUAGCGGCGCUAGUAGCAAGCGAUCAGACGGUCCUCCUCCUCCCCUUCCUCCCCCUCAUGUUACUGCCGCUGCCGCCGCCGCUGCUGCUGAUGCUGCCGCUUCUCCCUCUCCUAGUGCAUCUGCCUCAGCAGCAGCGAGCAGUGGUCGCAUGGCCAAAGACACAGCAGCACCCAAGGAAGCAUCAGGAUCAGGGCAUAAGGGCAAAGCAGCACGUGCAGGCACGUCGGUGUGGCUGGGAACCCCUCUGGCUGCUGGCAUGGGGGCGAAGAUCGCCGUGGGCGGCAGGGGCAGCGCCAGUGCUGUUUACCGCGAGCUGUCCUCCCGCUGUGGGUCCUCUGGGGGAUGGAAGAGCGGAGGGGAGGGGGGUGUGGGGGAGGAGGGGAUGGAGGAAGGUGAGAGUGUGAGGGAGGGGUCGGUGGGUGGUGGAGUGGGGAAGAGAGUGAGGGAGGGCGAAGCAGGGGGGUAUGCGGAGUGGAGUGCAAGGAAUGUGGCUCAGACCGAGGCGAGCUCUGUGCCUUACUUCUGGUCCGGGUGUGGGCCAACUCGCCCCUCUGUGUCUGCCUGUGCGGGUCCCAGCCCUCAGCAGUACCACCUGUACCAGUUGCACCCGCACCAGCAGCACAGGCGAGGGAGACGGGGGGUGCCGAUGCAGGAGGGAUGGCAGCAGCAGUGGCAGCAGCAGCACGGGUCACUUGGACUGCAGUGGCAGCAGCAGCAGGGAUGGCAGAAGCACCAGCAGCAAGGGUCAGUGGGGCGGCAGCAGUGGCGAAGCAUGUCUGCUGCUCCGCUGGGGCGGAUAGACGAGGAGAGGCAGGAGGAGGAAGAGGAGGAGCAGCAACUGCAGAGGCAAGAGCAGCAGCAGACGCAGCAGCGGCCGGAACAGCGGGAACAAGAGCAGGAGCAGGCACAGGAGAAUGCGCAGCAAGAAGGGGAAGUGGAAGACCAGAGACCGCAGCAGCGUGCGGGGAAGGAACGAGUGGGAUCAAUGGCAGAUGCUCCUGUCGCAGGCGCUGCUGCUUUAGGUGUUGUGACAGGAGCCGCAACAGGGACAGAGACAAUGGGAGCAGUGGGUACAGAUACCGCGGGGAGUGCAUACACACGCACGUUCACUCACACGGGAUGCACGUCAGGCAGCACAUGGAUGCAGGAGGGCGGGGAGGGCCCGCACAUGGUGUCGCGACCACGGUCCAGGAGGAAGAAGAUGGCCAAGCGCGAGUGA
This is a messenger RNA of Closterium sp. NIES-65, 3477 nucleotides long. NCBI's taxonomy places the organism in Eukaryota, Viridiplantae, Streptophyta, Zygnematophyceae, Desmidiales, Closteriaceae. The record is from the annotation of a GenBank genome assembly.